Molecule: messenger RNA, 1789 nt
Organism: Hordeum vulgare subsp. vulgare (domesticated barley)
Lineage: Eukaryota; Viridiplantae; Streptophyta; Magnoliopsida; Poales; Poaceae
Product: glycosyltransferase BC10-like
Exons: 2
Coding region: 148-1560 (470 amino acids)
Cellular component (GO): membrane
Molecular function (GO): glycosyltransferase activity
Source: RefSeq, a predicted model, not a curated record
AUGGCGACCGCCCGGCCCCAGAUGCCGCCCCCGCCGGCUCGCCUCCUUUUCCUUUAGACCUUUACAUGCCGUGCGUGAACCCGCAGCGUUCCAUAUCUCCCGCAAGAUUCAGAGCUAGCCACUAGGCAGGCGGGCAGGAAGCUGGCCAUGAGCGCAAAGAAGAACCAUAAGCAGCAGCAGCAGCAGCGUGCCGUGGCGCAGAUGGUGGUGGCAGCAGCCAUGGCGACCCCAUGCCCCACCAAGACCCUCUUCGUCGCCCUCGGCUUCGCGCUCGGCAUCGUGGCGACCCUGUCCCUGAUGGGCUCCACGGGGUCUUCGGCUCUGCCAGGUGCCGCCCUCGAGCUCUUCUUCCCGUCGCACCCCGUCAACGUGUCCACCGAGGUGCGGCCCCGGCAGCCACCGCGGCCGGUGCAAGUGCAGCCACAGGCGGCACCGGCAGUCAGCGCCUCGUCUCCGCCACCGGUGCCCGUGGCCGACGCAGGCAUUAGUAGGCAUGCGGCUCUGCCGGUACAACCACAGACGGCACCAGCAACCGGCGUCUCGUCUCCGCCGUCGCCGCCGCUGGUGGCUGAUGCCGGCAGCGACAAGAAGCGUGCGGCUCUGCAUGAGAAUGCGAGCACUGCCGAGGAGGAGGGUGGACGGAGGCCGGUGGUCGACGACGACGACGACGACCGGCUGAUGGCGCUGGCGUCGGCGGCGCCGAGGGCGGUGCGCGUGGGGGCCGGGGGCGCGCCCAAGGUGGCGUUCCUGUUCCUGGCCAAGUGGGACCUGCCGAUGGCGCCGCUGUGGGAGCGCUUCUUCGAGGGCCAUCGCGGGCUCUACUCCGUCUACGUCCACACCCACCCGGCAUUCAACGCCUCCGCCGCCGCCUCGGACGACAGUGGCUCCGCCUUCCACCGCCGGCACAUCCCCAGCAAGGAGGUAAAAUGGGGCCACAUAAGCAUGGUGGAAGCCGAACGACGUCUCCUGGCGCAUGCACUGCUGGACCACUCUAACGCCCGCUUCAUCCUCCUGUCAGAGUCGCACGUCCCGCUCUUCGACUUCCCCACUGUCUACUCCUACCUCAUCAACUCCACCAAGGUGUACAUGGAGUCCUACGACGAGCCGGGUGGGACGGGUCGGGGUCGGUACAAGCGUGGCAUGGCACCCACCAUCACCCCUUGGCAGUGGCGCAAGGGAUCACAGUGGUUCGAGAUGGACCGUGCCCUUGCCGUCGACGUCGUUGCUGAUGACAUCUACUUCCCGGUCUUCAAAAAGUUAUGUAAGCACAACUGUUAUGCCGACGAGCACUACCUGCCAACAUUCCUCCACAUCCGACACCCUAAGGCGGCCGCUGGGCGAAUCGUGACGUGGGUUGAUUGGUCCCACGGCGGGCCCCAUCCAUCGAGGUUCACGCGGAUGGAGGUCACAGUGGACUUCCUGCGGUGGCUCAGGGGCGGGACGACGUGCGAGUACAAUGGGAGGACCACCACAAUAUGCUUCCUGUUUGCGAGGAAGUUCCUUCCCAACUCGCUCACCCGCUUCUUGAGAUUCGCGCCGAAGGUGAUGGGCUUUGGUUGAAGGACCAAUGCAUAUACGGGACUAGACAAAGAACAAUUCAACUUUCAAUUUUUAGUAGGAUACAUUAUGACACAAUUCUUUGACUCAUGUUCACAUUUAUGUAAAGCUCUAUACUAUGUAUACCUAAGGAUAGACUUUCAUUUUCUUUAUUCCACCUUUUAGAAUUCAUUUUGUAAUAACCAAUGUACAUAACCGUCUCCAUGAAUUUGGGCCCUCGGGCAAAAUGUAA